GGAUCCCGCCGUGACCCCGGCCGGGGGAGCGCGGUGUGGCCCCGCGCCUGCCGUGCGGUGUCAGAGGGAAAGAAAAGGGGGAGGCGGUAGGAAAACCCCGUUCUUGCAAAAAUGCGGCUCGCUCUCUUCUUGUCCUGGUGCUGCUGCCUGCAUGGAUGCGCGCUGGGCACUGGCUUCCUCUAUCAAUUCCCAGCAUCAACCCUGCAGCACAACUACCCAGAGCAGAGCUCCGGCUCGCCGGGCAGCGGCUUCGCCAGUCGCCGGCACUGGUGUCACUACACAGUCACAAGGACAGUCUCCUGCCAGGUGCAGAACGGGUCAGAAACGGUGAUCCAGAGAGUUUAUCAGAGCUGCCGCUGGCCAGGACCUUGUGCCAACUUAGUGAGGACUCUCAUCAGGCCCACGUACAAAAUGUCCUACAGAACUGUGACCACGCUGGAGUGGAGAUGCUGUCCUGGCUUCACAGGGAGCAACUGUGAGGAGGGUUCCUCUGGCCGCCAGCUCGGCUCCUUCCCCAGCCAGGACCAAUGCAUGAACUGCACCAGGCUCGCUGACAUGACCGAGAGGCUGAACACGCUGGAGGCCAAGAUCCUGCUGCUGGAGGCUGCAGAGAGGAGCCCAGCCCUGGAGAACAACCUGCCCAUCACGGGCACCACGGCCUCGUGGGACCAGGAGCUGCUGCCUGAUGCCUUCCCCCUGCUCAACCCUGGCACUGUGCUCAGGAAAUCCCUGGGAGCUGUGGACACUAAAGGACACAGAGGUGCAGAGGAGCAGCUGAUACCACAGGGGAUUCCAGGACAGGUUGGUCCCCCUGGCCCAGUUGGACCCACUGGGCUGCCAGGACCACCAGGGCCCAAAGGAGAGAAGGGACAGCCUGGUGAGAGGGGACCUGCAGGGCCACCAGGGAUGUUGGGACCUCAAGGACCAAGAGGACUUCCAGGAGAAACCGGGAUCCCAGGUCCCCCAGGUCCUCCAGGGCCACCAGCCACCCCAAGCCUCCCUCUCACCUUCCAGCAAGGGGUUCUCUACUCACUCCAGCCCACAGCGGAGAAGGAAAAUGGAGAACCCCAGCUGGCCUCCACGGUCAUCGACACCAUCAUGGCUGGACUGCCCGGACCACGGGGAGCCCCGGGGCCCGCGGGGCCACCAGGGCCACCAGGUGCUUCAGGACCUAAAGGGCCCCCAGGACCCAUUGGAGCCCCAGGAUCACAAGGCUUGCCAGGAUCUCCAGGACAGCCUGGACCAAAAGGAUCCAAAGGAGACCGAGGGGAGAGAGGGCAAGCAGGUCUGCCUGGAGAGAGGGGCAUUAAGGGAUUUCCUGGUGAACCAGGCAAGAAGGGUGAGGAAGGUGACAAAGGCGCUGAUGGGGAAGGUGUCCAGCAGCUUCGAGAGGCUCUGAAGAUUCUAGCUGAGAGGGUGUUAAUCCUUGAGCACAUGAUAGGAAUUCAUGACUCUUUGUCUUCCAUUGAGCCAGGCUCUGGACAGGAUGGGGUCCCGGGCUCCCCCCUGAGAAGCAGCAUCAAGAUCAAGCGAGGAGGACCCCGGCAGCCCCCAGCCCACCAGAUCCUCUCUUCCCUGCUGGAGGAGGGCGAAGCCAGAAGGAGAAGCCACAGGAUGAAGUAGGAGCAUCUCCGUGCCCUCCCUGCCUGCUCUCCAGUUAAAGAUACAGUACCAGUGUUACUGCAGCCUGCAGAUGGGGUGGGUGGGAGGCUGCAGUGUUGCUGCCUGGGUUUCCUUCCCUUCAACACUGAGCCCUGAUUGCAGGGAAUGAUUUAUCCAUAGCUCUGAGAGGGGUUUGAGAACGUUUUCCUUGAUUUUGUUGUUUUGGAAUAGCAGUUGUCAGGUGUCUCAGAAGCUGCCUGCACAAGUGACACCCCCUGGCUGUGCCUCAAGGCUUUAACCCUGCCCUUGUUCCCUCACUGCCCCUGAGUAAAGCUCUGCUUAACUGGCCCAGACCCAAAGCCAAGCUCAGCCUUGUCCAUUGCUGCAGCUGGAGGAUCUGCUUUUAUUUCCUGUGUUGGUGUCACACUGACUUCCAGGUGUGACUUCCACAGGCCGUGAAAGCAUGACCUGCAAGGAUUAUUUUUAAACAAAGAACAAAAUAGAAUAUAAAGUACAUUUUAAAGUAUUACUCUGAAAAUUCAGGUGGAUCUCUGGACUUUAGCAACAAAAUCCUGGCUUUUCAUCUUGCUAAUUGCAUUUGAGUGACAUUAUUUCUAUUUGUGG
Messenger RNA from Ficedula albicollis (Collared flycatcher), 2226 nucleotides. RefSeq names its product collagen type XXVI alpha 1 (gene COL26A1). The coding region runs from base 112 to 1623 and encodes 503 amino acids. Gene Ontology annotation, molecular function: protein binding. The transcript is spliced from 16 exons. Lineage: Eukaryota; Metazoa; Chordata; Aves; Passeriformes; Muscicapidae. The record is from RefSeq and is a predicted model, not a curated record.